This is a messenger RNA of Fundulus heteroclitus (mummichog), 2529 nucleotides long. It is a transcript of the gene drc10, whose product is annotated as IQ motif containing D. The coding region runs from base 370 to 1539 and encodes 389 amino acids. The transcript is spliced from 5 exons. The record is from RefSeq and is a predicted model, not a curated record. Gene Ontology annotation, molecular function: protein binding. NCBI's taxonomy places the organism in Eukaryota, Metazoa, Chordata, Actinopteri, Cyprinodontiformes, Fundulidae.
ACAGAGCUUCCCGACACUAAAGGAAUUCGCUGUAGAGAUUUUCAAAAUAAAAGUAUGUUUGCGUGGAGGGAGAAAAAAAAGCAUUUUUAUUUCUUUCUGUGACAAAUUAGAAAUAUACAAAAUAACGAGUUAAAAAAAACACAAGCUAGUUGAAAACAUAGAUAUUGAGCUGCGCAAGAAAAUUCAGAAGUAAGGGUGAUUUCAUUGUGUUUUUGACUUCAAACACCCAACAACGUCAGGUUCAAAAGCAAACUGAGCUCGAGCAGACAAGCCGAACCUGAAUCUACGACCCGGAAGUCAACUACAUGACGACAGGUCGCCAUAGUAACAGAAAAAAACAUUACCCCGCAACGAGCCUACCGUAACAGCAUGUUUGCAGAAGCAGCAGCAGCUGAAAAAGAGUCUCCCAUGAUCCUAAGCAGGAAGCUCUCUCCUGAAGCUCAGCGCAUUUCAAUUAUUGUGGAAAACUGCAUCAGUCAAGUUGAGAUUGCAGCAGCUCUACCCAGCAUCCUCCAGUUCCACGCUGCGUCUGGUGUGGCGGACGAGGAGCUGAGCGAGGCCCUUCGGUCGCAUCAGGUACUGGAGGACAGACUGAAGCAGCUCGAACGCCAGGAGCUCAAUGCAGAUGGGCUGCAAGAAAAAGAGCGAGCAAAGCCCAGAGAGAUGGUUCAGCUCAGAGCGAGCGUUAAAAACUCAGUCAGAGAUGUCCUGCGGUUUUUCCGGCUCCAUCCAGAUGUGCUCGAGGACUUGAGAGGAGAGAUCAAUGUGGAAGUAGGCGAGAGCGAGCGCACGUUAAUCAGAAUGCUUCGGAUGUUUCACAGCUAUUUGAUAAAAAGGUUGUGUUCCGAAAAAGAUCAGGCACCCCAGAGGCAGCGGCCUUUAUGUCUCGAUAAUUCUCUGCAGCUGUUGAUUUCAGAGGAAGAAAAAUCAGCUGCAGCCUUGAAGCAAAUGAAUGAAACGCUCUUGGAGAAGGAGAGUGAGAUAAAGCAAGUGGAAAGAUCUUUAAAAGAGCUUCAUAUGCAAAUUAAGCACGAGCUGUCUCUCCAAGAGAAACAAGAAGAGGUAAAUCUGACCAGCUUAGGCGAUGAGCUGGGCAGUCUCAAACAAGAAGCCGAUCAGCUGAGCUCGCAGCUCAACGCGUUGAUGCUCGAAAACAGAAAGGCGGAGAGAAUUCUGCAGGAGAAAAACGAUUCUGUGAAAAUAGAAAUUGAAAAUAUUCUGCAAAGCUUUGACAAGGACAUGCUGGAAAUCCAGGCCAAGCUGGAGCUGACUGAACAGGGAUAUGAAAAGGAGCUGGAGGAGGUGAGGAAGCUGCAGGAGCCCUUUUCUCUCCUGGAGGAGCAGUACAACAUUAUCCAGGAGAGGAGGCGUCUGGCAGAGGAGAAGAGGAAAGAGGAGAUUAGGCAGCUGGAGCUGAAGACCAAAGCUACUAUCAUCAUCCAGGCGUGGUGGAGAGGGUACAGUGUCCGCAAGGCCUUAAAGAGCAAGGCCAAGAAGACCAAAAAGGCCAAAAAGAGCAAGGGCAAGAAGACCAAAUGAAUCAGCCAGCUUCACACUGUAGUCUGUAGUUUUUAGUUUUUCCUUUCAAAUUUUUACAAGAUUGAUUUGAUUAUUAAUUUAUGUGUUCACCCAUCCUUUUUACUAUUGUCAAUUUUGAGCUUAAAACGUAAUAUUUUCACUCGGUAGGCUAUGUGAACUGUUGUUUCAUGAAACGGCCACAGGGUGGCAGUGCAGAACUCUGAAACAGAAUAAACGUAAACAGAAACAACGCAAAUAAAAGUAAAAAAAUAAAACAAGGACAUUGUGUGUUGUUCUUGAUAGUUUUUAACACUUAAGGAGCAACAUAAGACAAAAAGGUCCACAACUGACAGAGAACUAUAAAAAAGACAAACAUGACAGAUAACAUAAUUGUUUUAGCAAUUAUACGAUCGACGUACAAACAACGCAUUGUUGGUGAGUAAAGGAAUUCAGUUUUUUUUUUGUUUCAAAAAAAUACUUCACCUUAACCUUAACUAAGGGUGCAAAAGAGUUAAAAACUGACAAAUUGUGUAUGCCCAACUAAAAAGGUAGGAAGAUCAUGUGACUAUUAAGCUGUGAUGGGAAGUUAAAUAAAUCUAUAUUGUGCCAAAUGUCCAGCUCAUUUGGUAUCAGUGUUGGUGCAAAUGUGCUUUGUGAUGUCCAAGAAAUUGCAAUAUUUAGUUUUUUUUUUAUUAUAGAUUUAACUUUACAAAAAAGAAGAAGUUAUUUUAACUGGUGCUUGUGACAAAAUGCUUACUUGUUUGUGAUGCAUUUUCACAAUGCUGGCCCAUCCCUUAAGUUUAGGCCACUUUUUAGCCUAAAUUAUUCAAGUACUCACUGAGAAUGAUUUGAUGGAGAAAGAUGAUGAAUUACAGUGUUAGCCACAUGAAUUAAGAUUGUUUUAUGACGAUAAUUUGAACAUUGAUCUGGAAGCAAUGCUGCAUGGAGGCAAAGUUUUCGCACAGUUGUCUUACUCCAAGAGGGACCUGGGUUCAAAUCCUAGCAAGGGGG